This is a messenger RNA of Colletes gigas, 3118 nucleotides long. RefSeq names its product serine/threonine-protein kinase mph1. Gene Ontology annotation, cellular component: cytoplasm. The coding region runs from base 1 to 3087 and encodes 1028 amino acids. NCBI's taxonomy places the organism in Eukaryota, Metazoa, Arthropoda, Insecta, Hymenoptera, Colletidae. Gene Ontology annotation, biological process: intracellular signal transduction; protein phosphorylation; positive regulation of protein kinase activity. The record is from RefSeq and is a predicted model, not a curated record. Gene Ontology annotation, molecular function: ATP binding; calcium/calmodulin-dependent protein kinase activity; calmodulin binding. The transcript is spliced from 9 exons.
AUGAAGCUGGGAGAUAAUAUGACCAUGGAAGCGUACAACAUAUGGGGAGACGUUCCUCCGCGAAAAUGUCGACCACCGAAGAUAGGCGAUAUUCCAAAGCACAGCGCGGUCGACGAAGAAUCGCCAGGGUCCAUCUCCAAGUCACUGACUGUUCCUCCCACGGACUCGAUAGAUUCCACGUUGGACGUAUCGCUGGACUCCUCGAGGAACAUCGUUUUUCCAUUAGACUCUAGCUCUUCUUCGAAGCACUUUUCCUCGAUUCAGAACUUGGAGCCUAGAAAUGUGACUACGUCUACAGAGACCAGAUUUCAGUAUCAUCGAGGAACACCACCUCUAACGCUGAGUUUGGGAAGCGAAGUGCAAGACUUUUGGUCUGUGAGACAAGAACCGACGCUUUCCAGACGGGGAGACUUCGAGAGAAAGUCACCGUGUAUUCGUAGUUCGGAAGGAUUCGUUGAUUCGGAUAGCAAGGUGACUAUUAACUUGCCGUUGGAGGAGUCGACGCUUAAGGCGAAAGAUAGCGAGGACUCGUUCAGAAUCCCAUCCAGUCCCGAGGAAGUUUCUGACAGUGAGAUCGUCGAGGUUCGAAAAGACAGUGCUCUGUUUCUCGAAGAAGCGGAGGGACUACCGACCCUGCGCGAGAUUCUGAGGUCCAGGGGGCCCAGGAUCGUCAGACCAAGAAGGGAGAGCAGCGGCUACGCGAGCAAUUUAGGCACUUUCGACGAGGAUCGACGGAGUUCCUCGUCCACGGACGUUCUACAAGACUUGUCGUCGUUCUUGAAGGACAGGCGGCGAUCUUCUACCGGACUCAAACGCCUGAAUUCCAGAGUGAUCCUCGGCAGGGCCGAGGAAAGUCUAACAGAGGAGGUAGUCGAUAUUGAGACAAACAGGAUGCCUACCACGGAAAUGCACAGAAAGGUGUCCAGCACGGGACUGGACAUGCCUAACAUCGACGAGGUGAAGGAACUGCUGAGGGACGAGGUAGCCUCCAGACAAAUGAGCAUGGACAAUCUGUGUGAUCUCGUGCAACAUACCAGCGUUGAAGAGUUGUCUGCAACGAGACUUCGAGAUCCGUCCACAGUCAUAAUCGACACCUCGUUUCCCAGCGAAUCGCUCGAUCGCCUCUCCACUUCCCCAACGUCCAGGAACGCGUUAAACCGGAUAGUUCGCGAACGUACCGUUCGAAAUGUCAGCAAUGUUCUCGAGGAACUUGACCAAGCUAGCGAUCGAUCAAGCUUGAAGAUCAGCAUCGAGAGAUCGGAGUCUACCGUCGAUGAGAUUAGAAUCGUUGAGGAAUCUGUUGACAGAUUGUCGAUGGAAUCGUGCAAGGAGGAAGAGACCAGUGAACCCGCGGACGAUGCUCAGUUGAGGGUCCUUCCGCGAUCGAUCAAAGUGUACCAGCUGCUGUCGACCCAGUCCGAAGACAGAACCGAUGGAGAACUGCAUCUAUCGGACAGACGGAUCUCUUUGCAGAUAUCCAAACAAGACGAUUUAGUCCAGACUGUGAUAUCACCUGCUGAAUCGAACGACGACUUGUCGGUUCACGAUGGAGGUAGCACUUUGACGCUGAACAGCAGCGUUUGUAGCGACAUGGGCACCCGGAACCUGGCAUUCGUCGAUGACGUUAGGAAGGUACAAACUCCUAGCGACGUGGGAUCGAGUCCGAGGUUUCUAGGGGAUGCUUCGAACGUCAAUGUUAGACCCAUUUAUCCGUAUUGUCCGUACUCCCCGUAUGGUAGUCCUCAGGGAUCGCCCAGGAACAGGAGGAGACCCCUCAGGGAGAGUCGAAGGGUCUCCAUUGACAAUAGACAGGGUGCUCUGCAGCUAAACCAGUACAAACUCCUGGAUAAUAUCGGGCAAGGCUCUUUCGGUAUAGUGAAGUUAGUUUACAACGAGGAGGACGAGACCCAUUACGCGAUGAAAAUCCUGAGUAAGAGGAAACUGAUGAAAAAGGCAGGAAUCUUUGGUAGAAUGGCACCGGGUAGAAAGGGAGCCGCGAACCCUUUGGCGAAGGUCUACAGAGAGAUCGCUCUGUUGAAGAAGUUGGAUCACCCUAACGUCGUUAAGCUGGUAGAGGUUCUCGAUGACCCGGACGAGGAUAAUCUUUACCUUGUUUUUGAACUGGUUCAGAAAGGCGAAAUCCUUCAGAUACCGACAGAUAGACCUUUGGACGAGGAAACUGCCAGGAAGAAUUUCCGUGACGUUGUGAUGGGCGUCGAGUACCUACAUUACCAGAGGAUAGUGCAUCGAGACAUAAAGCCAAGUAAUCUACUGGUGGAUAGCGACGGACGUAUCAAGAUAGCUGAUUUGGGGGUUAGCGCGGAAUUGAGGGCAUCCGGAGAAUUAUUAUCCGGACCAGCCGGAACUCCAGCCUUCGCGGCACCCGAAACAACCACACCUGGUGCCCAUUAUUCCGGAACUUUAUGCGAUGUAUGGUCCAUGGGGGUAACGCUGUACUCCCUGGUAACUGGAAAAGUGCCAUGGGACGGUGCUGGUAGCAUAAUCGGCGUCCAAGCAGCGAUUCGCACGGAGCCGAUAAAAUUUCCCGAGAAGCCAGCUCUUUCCGAUGAUCUCUGCGAUUUGAUCUCGAAAAUGGUGGCUAAGAAUCCUGUUGAUAGGAUCUCGUUGCCAGAUAUAAAGACGCACGUAUGGCUGACUAAUCAUGGCGCCGAACCACUGCCUAGCGAAGUUGACAAUUGUCGACUUCCUGUUACCGUUACCGAUGAAGAAGUAGAAAGGGUGGUCACUAGGAUACCAAAGUUGGAUACUCUGAUCCUCAUCAAAACCAUGUUGAAACAGCACAGUUUUCAGAAUCCGUUUUUACCAAAGAAGAGUGGAAAGACGGUGUGUGCAGACGCUGUGGUCGACGGUAUGAAGCUAUCUCCGCCUGGAAAGGUAGAGGAGACUAUGGUGCCAAGGAAGACGGCCAGGAACGCGAAAACGGAACGUUUUCAGCGAACUGGUAGAAGUAAUUCUGCUCCUGAUUCUUAUGACUGGCAAGCAAACGGCAGACAGAUGUCCAUAGACAAUCCUCUACCCCCAGUCACAGAAGCAUCCACUCAAGAAACCGAACCUGAGAAACGGUGAUAUUACUAAGAGUUUUUGGUAAGUAUCAAAA